AUAAAUUCAUUAUCUGAUCGCCUUCACAUUACACACAAUUCAUGUCAUGCCAUUAAUACGCGAUCGAUAUGAAUAGGUUUUACUUUGCAUGCGUUUCUGGACACUUGUGACGACGCGCGUCCCCAUCGUCUUUUUCCUUUUCGUGGAAUUAUUAAAACACCCUCAUAAUUAGCAAUUAAGCUGCGGUUGCCUUGAAAUGACAGCGUGUGUUUUAAUAUCGAUCAUCAUAGCGGAGCGCGUUUGUCUUUUCCUUCCAAAUGCAUCGGAAUCGGAUGUUCCCCAUAAAGCAGUCUUUCAGUCAAGAACGGAAUGAAAUAUUGAACGCUUCGCCUACUUUACAGUUUGCUGCACAGGAACAUGGACUUCCGCCAUUUUGCACUGGUAGAGUAAAGAUUAUUUUGAGGAGAGGAGAGGAUGCGCUGGAUUCCUUUUGACAUGGGAUUGAAGAUCCGCUCAUAUCACUACCAUCAGUUGUGCGUUAUGCAUAAUCACCAUCAUCAGCGGCACCAUUGGUUUAUGGGAUGAGCAUCAUCACCAUCAGCAUGAGUUUAUGGAUUAUGCAUCACCAUCAGUUAAAAUGGUCAUCACUAUCAGAUGACAGAUUAAGCAUUAACAUCAUUGUGCGCUACCCUGUUUCUCUUUCAUUUUCUUUGUAAAGGAAUGACAGAAAAUAUCCUCCUAAGGCGUACAGCAUUUGAAUUGCUAUCAAACGUAUCAUUUUACACAUCCAAUUUUACACAUUGCUAAAUUGAAACUUUUUCAGAUUGCCCUAGCAACUUUUUCUCUCGAAAGCACCUAGCAGCAAAUGCAGCUCUAAGUUUUAGUAAGCGACGCAUGCCUAGUAGUACUAGGAAUUGUUUAAUAACUUAAUAAUAAUUUAAUAGCUGUUCGGUCUGUAUACACUUUGUUUGUAGCUUGCACCUGCGAUUGUUAGUACGCUGUAAGAAAAAUAUCUUGAAAAAAUUUUAAUUGAUAAAUACGAACAAAUCUGAAUGAACUUUUUGCUGUGAUUUGAUGCAGUGACACAGUUUUGCCUCCCGAUCACGUAAUGACGUCAUCUUGUCACGAUGUCAUUUAGCAACAGUUCCGCCUUCUUUUAGCGACUUCUCCUGAAAAUAUGUCAGCAGCGCUUCAUCGACGCUCUACCUCUGAGGGAAGCUCUCGGCCGGUGCUCCAUGACUUCUGUACUAUCACGAUGUCCUCAAUGUCUCUGUUGUUAGUGGUACUGAGCAGAGUCUUGCUAUGAGUGCCAAAGCAGACCUGGAUGUCCUGCCCCACGAUGCAGACGUCCCGUCUGAAAGCAGCGUCUCUCACGCUCCCAGCGACAGUUCUGCGCAGCGGCUCAAACCCCAGGAUGCCACCGCUAUCAUUUUCCCAGCUUCUGCUCAUCCACUGCCGAAAGUGGAGCUGCCCCCAAAUGCAAUCAAGGCGAUUAAAGGCGGUGAGCUGGAGGCCGCGUCGCUUCCUGCUCAGGUCGGAGGGACGAUUGUCCAUGUUCUCGGCUGGAAGGAGGGAAUGGCCAUCCUGCCUGGAAGCAAUCUGAAGCUGUGUGUUAGUGAUACUGGUUCACUGGAAGUGAUCAGUGAAGGGAAAAUAGGCUCUGCUGACCUCACCGCUGAAGGAGUGCAGACGAAAGCGGCUGAUGUGGAGCUCAAACAGGCUGAAAAACCAGACGUCUCCGCGGCCGGAAAUGUCCGGCCUGCCGUUCUUGUGGAGGCCGACAGACUUAAGAGAGCGCGCGUGGAGGACGGUCCAGCUCACAGCAAGUGCGCCGAGACCACGGCCAAACAGACUUACCUGACGGAGCUACGCGCAGAAACCGUGUCUGAAAAUCCUGCAGGGAUUGCUGAAGCGCAGGUGAUCUAUCACGAGCAUGAAAUGCUGAAGCCCAUGAAGAAGAGGAAGAGGAGGGAGUACAACAGCCCAUCAGAGGAAGAGUCCGAUGCCGAGCCAAUGUUGCAGGAGAAAGCGGAGUCUUUAAAAAUGGAUGGCAGACAGAACAAAGCAAGCUCAGCAGACAGUAAACUGGAGCUGUGGUCCUGGCCGCAGUAUCUAGAGCAGCAGAAAGCCGUGGCCGCUCCGGACAGACUCUUCCAGGAGACCCAGAGGGUUCCCCUAAUAAAGAACAGCUUCAGACAGGGGAUGAAGUUAGAAGGCAUCGACCCCCAGCACCCCUCCAUGUAUUUCGUCCUGACCGUCGCUGAGGUCUGUGGCUUCAGAUUACGCCUUCAUUUCGAUGGCUAUUCUGACUGCCAUGACUUCUGGGUCAAUGCCAGCUGCCCCGAUAUUCACCCCGCUGGGUGGUGUGAGAGCACGGGACACAAGCUGUACACCCCAAAAGGAUGCAAAGAAGAAGAGUUUUCUUGGUCCAACUACCUAAAAAUCACCCGAUCUCAGUCGGCCCCGAAGGAGCUGUUCUCCAGCUCGGUCAAACUUGAGGCCGACUGUGGGUUCGAGGUGGGGAUGAAGCUGGAGGCCGUGGACCGCAUGAACCCGUCGCUCAUCUGCGUUGCCACGGUAACGGACAAAGUGGGCAACCGCUUCCUGGUUCACUUUGAUAACUGGGACGACACGUAUGACUAUUGGUGUGACGCUCACAGCCCGUACAUUCAUCCCAUUGGCUGGUGUCAGGAGAGAGGCCUCCCGCUCACCCCCCCUCAGGACUAUCCAGACCCUGACAGGUUCUCGUGGGAGAGGUAUCUGGAGGAGACGGGCUCGACAGCGGUCGCUCUCGAAGCGUUCAGGGUGCGACCCUCACACAGCUUCCAGGUGCAGAUGAAGCUGGAGGCGGUGGAUAAGAGGUGUCCGGGGCUGAUCCGCGUGGCUACGGUGCAGGAGAUCGACACCUACAGAAUCAAGAUUCAUUUUGAUGGCUGGAGUCACUUGUAUGAUGAGUGGAUGGAUUCAGACCACCCGGACAUCCACCCUGCAGGCUGGUGUGAGAGCACAGGACACCCCAUCAAACCUCCACCCUGCCAGCCCGCCGCCCAGAAGCCCGGGCCCCGCGAGACCCUGGCAGCCCGGCAGCCCAGCUUCUCCUCCAUGUCUUGUAAAAGUCUGCCUCAGCCACGCAGCACCUCCAAAUACAGCUUCCACCACAGAAAGUGCCCUACUCCGGGCUGUGACGGGUCAGGUCACGUGACCGGGCGCUUCACGGCGCAUCACUGUUUAUCUGGCUGCCCACUGGCUGAGAGGAACCAGGGCCGGCUCAAAGCCGAUCUCUCUGAUACAGAAGGAUCUAGACGCAACCUGCUGGUCUUCGGCCAGAGAGCCAAAAAAUCACGCUACCAUGGCAGGAUCGGUCGCCCUCCUAAAUAUCGCAAAAGUCAGCAAAGAAAUUGUCAGAGUAUGGCGUCGGAGGGAAUGUACUCGUCUCUGUUCAUGACAGCGUUUACGGCGAACUCGGACCGGACUCUGUCUCUCUGCUGGGAGCAGCACUGCAAGCUACUGCCUGGAGUCGCAGGGAUUCAUGCAGGUCAAGUAUCCACAUGGACUAUAGAGGAGGUCUUUGGUUUUGUCAAUAAUCUUAUUGGUUGUGAGGAUCAGGCCAGAGUUUUCAAAGAUGAAAUGAUUGACGGAGAGGCGUUCCUCCUCCUGACCCAAAAUGACAUCGUGAAGAUCAUGAAUAUCAAGCUCGGACCGGCGUUGAAGAUUCACAACGCCAUUUUAAUGUUCAAGAGCACAGAUGAAGGCCUGAAGUGAGCAGCUCAUCCUCAGACUCCUCGUGCCGUAACGAUCCAAUCAGAAUCCGAUAUCCAUCACGUGUUUGGUGUUUAACGUCUGAACCCACCAGAGAGAGAGAGAGAGAGAGAGAGAGAGAUCCAGGAUGAACCAUAAGAGACAGAGCAGCUCAGCUUCGACAAUGCUUUAUUUCAAAAGCGAAACGACACAUUCUGAUGAAGAACAUCUUGAUCUGAACCCAGCACGCAGGCUUUUACAGAUAGUGUUUUUUGUAUCUGGAGUGCUAACUGAAAUCUACAGUGCGUUGUGUGGAAAUAUCAGGGCAGAUUUCAGUCGAUUGGUGCUACUGGACCCUUUAUUCGAUCCCUGAUGAUGUUUAUGCACUUUAUAUGAGGAGCCACUCAAGGGACGCUGCUGUCCAUCGUUCGGGGACCGUUAACAAUAUUUGCCCUCGGUAACAAAGCGCUCCUGACAUUGUGGUGUUCAAAGAGAUUCUAGUUUAAAAACACGAGCUAUUUUACCGAGAUUAUCAUAUCAGCCUUGUUAUUUUUCAACUGUGUGAAUGAGGGGGCGAGCGGUAGUAACCCGGGUCAGGUUUUUAGGUCAUCUACGUUUCUCUCUCUGAUGGGGAAAUUUUAAUAAUGUACAGUUGAGUAACUGUGUCGUUCGGUUCAUCGACAUGAAUAAAUGUUUAAUUCAA
Molecule: messenger RNA, 4381 nt
Organism: Puntigrus tetrazona (Sumatra barb)
Lineage: Eukaryota; Metazoa; Chordata; Actinopteri; Cypriniformes; Cyprinidae
Gene: l3mbtl1
Product: L3MBTL histone methyl-lysine binding protein 1
Exons: 21
Coding region: 1243-3702 (819 amino acids)
Biological process (GO): regulation of DNA-templated transcription
Cellular component (GO): nucleus
Molecular function (GO): protein binding; zinc ion binding
Source: RefSeq, a predicted model, not a curated record